AUGGAAGGCAACGGCUUACAGCGCGAGGGACUCAGCCUGGGCCCCCUAGAUCAGCAGGCAGCAGCAGCAGCAGCAGCAGCAGCAGCAGCAGCAACAACAGCAACAACAGCAGCAGCAGCAGCAGCAGCAGCAAAUUCUGCUGCUGCUGCUGCUGCUGAUGGGCUUCGUCUUCUUAGCAGCGCCUCACAAGAAGUUAAGAUGCAGCAGCCUGCUGCUGCUGCUGCUGCUGCUGCUGCUGCUGCUGCUGCUGCUGCUGCAGACACACCAGCUGCGGCAGCUUGUACAUCUGAAGCAGCAAAAGUAGCACUGAGAGAAACACAAUCGCCAGCAGCAGCAGCAACAGCAGCAGCAGCAACAGCAGCAGCAGCAGCAACAGCAGCAGGCAAUGAAAAGCAACAAGAGGGGGAUGUGCCUCUGCUCAGCAGCAGCAGCACUCCUGCAACAGCAGCAACAGCAGCAACAGGAGCAGCAGCAGCAGCAGCUGCAGCAGCAGCAGCAGCAGCGCCAGAGAGCUCCUCUGCUGGGCAGCAGCACUCGCAGCGCCAGUUGUCCCGACCCCAGCAGCAGCAGCAGCAGCAGCGGCUGCAGCAGCAGCAGCAGCAGCAGCAGCAGCAGCAGCAAGUUAAAGCAGCAGAAGAUGCCUGCGACAGCGCCUCACAAGAAGUUAAGAUGCAGCAGCAGCAGCAGCAGCAAGUUAAAGCAGCAGAAGAUGCCUGCGAGUCGACGCAUCUCCUGAAGGCACAGGAGAGGCAGCAGCAGCAGGUUCAGCAGCAACUGCAGCAGCAGGUCCAGCAGCAGCUGCAGCAGCUGCUGCAGCUCCAGCAACUACAGGCGCAGCAGCAACAGCAGCAGCAGCAGCGCGUUGCACCUGCAACACUGCGGCAGCAGCAGCAGCAGCUGCUGCGACUUCUCUUGCUGCUGCUGCCUGCCGACACAAACCACCAGACCGAAGACACCCCAAAGGCUGGGGAUGCAGCAGCAGCAGCAGCAGCAGCAACAGCAGCAGCAGCAGCAGCUGGCAGCAGCAAAGCAAAUGCUACUGCAGCAAGACGGACCCUUAACCACCCCUCUCAAGAGCUGACGGCAGCUGGGGAGAAGCAGGGCGUGUCGCUGCAGCAGCAGCAGCAGCAGCAGCAGCAACAACAGCAGCAACAGCAGCAGCAGCAGCAAGAGGGCCGGUUGCUGCAAGGCGCGCUAGCUGACGGAGUAGGGCCUCGGCCGCAGCAGCAGCAAGAGGGCCGGUUGCUGCAAGGCGCGCUAGCUGACGGAGUAGGGCCUCGGCCUGAGGAUUUGCUGCUGGCGCUGCAGCACCGCAGCAGAGCAGCAGCAGCAACAGCAGCAGCAACAGCAGCAGCAACAACAGCAGCUUUAGAGCCAGCGGCUCAAUCUUCUGCUGCUGCUUCUGCUGCUGCUGCUGCUGCAGCAGCAGCAACAUAA
Molecule: messenger RNA, 1437 nt
Organism: Eimeria mitis
Lineage: Eukaryota; Apicomplexa; Conoidasida; Eucoccidiorida; Eimeriidae
Product: GATA zinc finger domain-containing protein, putative
Exons: 4
Coding region: 1-1437 (478 amino acids)
Source: RefSeq, a predicted model, not a curated record